GAGAGGGGAGGGGAAAUGAAAAUGCAGCCUGGACAUUCCCACUCUGGGAAAUCCAGCGCAGACCGUGGAGGACAACAGAGGAGGACAUGUAACUUUUUUUCCUCUUCCCAUGCUGAAAACCUUUAUUUAUUUACAUUUUUCCCUUCUUUUUUUUCCAUUUUUCUUUUUAAAGAAGGGGAGACAUUGAAAGCUGGAAAAAAAGCAUCUUACGACGGAGAGACGAUGGGAGGCGGACGAUGAGCGAGAGGAGAAAGUUUGGUGGAGAAUGCAGAGAGGAAGCGGAGCCAGGAAAAGGAGCUGAGGACUAUGUAGGAAUUCCUGACUGAAGUCAUGGGUUCGGAGGCAAUGGAGGACUGCGUGCAGGGGGCGCUCUCGUCGCUUUAUCCGCCGUUCGAGAGCACGGCGCCACCCCUCCUCUCUCAGGUCUUCUCGGUCCUGGAGUCAACCUAUCAACACGACAGCCUGCGCUACCUCCUGGACUAUUUCGUACCUGCCAAGCAUCUCCUGCACAAACUCCAGCAGCAUGCCUGUUCUCAGUAUUUGGGAUGCUUGUUCCUUCACUCCGGCUGGCCCCUCUGCCUUGGAGAGAAAGUGGUUGUUCAGCUCUCCACCUUGGACUGGAGGCUCCUGCGCAGUAAUGACUUCUACCUGCAGGUGGUGCCCUUUUCUACUCGCUGCCCACGACUGGCCCUAAAAUGUCUGGCACCCGGGGGUCGCACCGUGCAAGAAAUCUUGGUGCCCGAGUCACAGCAUCCCCUGGUGUUUACCUCCGAGUGGCUCCACAGUAUCAACAAAGAACGGGGUCACAAGAGAGAAGUUGGAGGGGGACUCGACACCUGUCUGGUCAGUACAUGCGAUGGCGUGGUACGAGUGCCAUGGAAGGAAAUAGUCUACCCAAAAUUCCUCCAUGACCCUUCUGAGGAGCUUGGCCUGGGUUCCAACCGCCUUUCCAGUGAGGGGGGCAGCAGCCUCGGAGGGUGGGGUGGCUCCUCCUCAGGAGACAUGGACUCCUGGUCCUGGGAUGAUGAAGACGACGACAGUCUACCACCAAACUGCAUGGACUCUGACCCUGCCAUCAGACGGCGGCGCAGCGAAGACGGCCUUGGGCGGACUGCGAGGCAGUCUCAGAUGGAUGGGGAUUAUGUGGAGCUUUUGGAACCCAGAGGAGGACCUGAUGGAGGCGUUGAUACCAAGCAGAGGUAUUUGGAGAUGCAUGGGAUUUGUAAGACCAGAACUUUGCCCUUAUGCAGGAGAGGUAAGGCCAUCAAACUUCGCAAAGGAAAAGCUUGGGGUUAUGCAAAACCUGAAAGAUCGGGAAGCUUUCGGGGUGCCUAUAGUACCAAAGAGAAGGAGGCAAAUCCAAAGGAUGACUUGCUACCUCCAACAACGGUUUCAGGAUCUACCAGAGAAAGACAGUCUUACUCCUCCUCUGCUCAUGAUUCAGAUGAAGGAGAUAAAACAAGCAGAGACAAAAAUAGCUUGGAAAGCCGCAGCCCUUAUUUUGAUGUUCCAUUAAAAGAGAGGAGACCUGGUGUGGGCAAGGAAAGAGACAGCAACGGGUUCCCACAACCGUCCCGAGAUGGACACCAAAAUAAAGACUCCCAGAGAAGCGACAACUUAAUAGCAAACGAAAUCUACGACAUAAGCCAUAAAAGUGGCCAUGAUGUUGAGGGUCAAUCGGAUCAUGGCUCACAUUCAGACUCUGUGUUUGAGGAUGCAGAUAAACCACUGAGUGGAGACAGCGAUGCUGUUACACCAACAUCGGACGCACCGGAGAGGCUAUUUACUGGAGUCUCUGAAAGCAAAGAUACAUCCAACGUUCAGUCUAAGACGAGGAACUCAUCGAAGCCGAAGAUUCCAGAUGAAAGGGCUGAAGGGCAGGCAGAGGACAGAGUGUGCCCCAGAGGAAAAGAAGUUAAAACAGCCGUAUUCAGAGCUCCACGGAGGAAACGGAAGGGAAAGGGCGCCAAAGGAAAGGCUAGGUCUGGUGGCAAAAACCAAAAAGGCACAAAACUACAGGGUAAAAGUCCUCUGCCAAGUCCCACAGCCCACUCUGCAACUACAAAGCUGCUAAUCCCAGAGGAAAAGAAGGCAGAGGAAACAGAAAAGAUUGACAAACCUGAUGGAGUGCCCUCAACUGACACUAAAGGGAAGGAAAACACAAGGAAAGGCAAUGGAACUGAGACAGAAGGUGGAUCGUUGCCUGUGUGCAAUGGUCAGUCAAGCACGUCUUCAUUAAACCACUUGACUGUGGAGGCUGGAUCACCGGAGACAUGUUCUGACCAGAUAAAUGGUGUUACCUCUAAAGAGCCGGCGCUUUUAAGGGAACUGGAUACAGAAUUACUUCAGUCAGGGAAGCUGCAGCUGACAGGUACAGUGGACAGAUUGGGGCGAGCUCUGGUUUUCACAGAUGCAGGCGCGUCUGAGGAGGGAUUCUGCUCGGAGGAGGUGGCGCGGGUUCUUUCCUGUUACCACUGGAUCACUCGGCCUGAAGCCAAAGAAAAGGGACUAACUGUGCUAAUAGACAGCAGAUGCUCCCAACCAUCCAGUCUUUGCCUUUCUGCUCUUAAACGGUUCCAGGUCUUGGUUCCUGGCGGUCUAGGAUCCGUGUUGGUCCUGGUGGAGGAGCAGCAGGAGUCCCUUUCCUUAGCUUUAGAUGGGACAGAGACCCACGUAGUGCGCGGUACAGGAGUCCUUCAGCAAUAUGUAGACAGUCAGCAGCUCCCUAAGCAGCUGGAUGGAGACUUCAGUCACAGUCACUCAGACUGGCUGGCAUUCAGACUGAGGUUGGAGAAACUGACGGAGCGUUGUGAGAGCGCCCUCUCUCUGCUCGGAGAAGCACUGCGGUCCCUGGAGAUGGAGGAGAUGCCCAGUGACAUCAAGGCUGUUCCUCAGAGCAUUGACAAACACAGGCAGCUCAUGGCGAGUGUACUGGCUGACCAACGCUUAACUGAACUGCAACAGAGGGGCGGAGCCUGGCUAGCAGGACUGACUAACUGUUCGUCCGGACUGGUGCAGAGGUCACCUGACUGCAGGGCUGCUCUCAAUGCCACUUCGCAGCUCUACGACGGCGUGGACGAUGCCCUCCACCGGCUCGUCCAGGUUUCCAACCGGCGAGGACGUGACCUGGAAGCACUGGGACGACUGGCGGGAAUGGUGGACAAACUGGAAAAGUGUGACAAGGAGAUCGAGCAAGUGCAGUCCCAGCUGGAGGAAUACAAGGACCCCCCUCUGUCUCUCAGCAGACUGUCGCUGAAGCAGCAGAAGUUCAGAACGUUCAGAGAAACGGCCAACGAGCUGCACAGCGACACUCUGUCGGUGCUCAGCGAUCUGGAGGGCUGGUGCGAGCUGAACUGGGCCGGCCUCAGCGACAUCCAGAUCCGUCUACCCCCCGUGAGGGAGAAGCUGAGAGACAUGUCCCACUGUCUGUCCGACUGCUGGACCACCCUGGACAACACCCAGAGGCUGCUGUCCACGCUGACAGAGGCGACCCAGUGGUGCGACGCGGUCUCCUCCACCCCUUCCUCCCCCACUGCCUCCUCUUCCACCUGCCCGCUGGCAUCCCUUCCUCCAAUCCCCCCGUCUCGCUUCCAGGAUGCACGGUCCUUAGCCAUGGAGCUGGGAGGCGGGGCCCUCCUGGACCUCUGGACCCAAACAGUGGAGCGCUACCAGCGGACCGUGGCGCAGGUCAAACCUCGUUUCCUCCACUCUGAGCGGACGCAGAGCCAUGGCCAGGGGAAGGCCAAGACGCCGUCCGGCAGCACCUUCUGGGACCUGGUGGGGCCCGACGGGGAGGGCGACUGGGGGCUCGGAGGAGGGGACGGGGGCCUGCAGUCCUGGGGGUCCCUGGCGUCGCUGUUCAGGCCUCAGACCUGCUCCACGCUGAAGAUAGGAGAGGACAAAGGGAACCGGAGGGACGGGUCAGCAGGGAACGGAGGUGGAGCGGGAGGAGCCAGUGGAGGGAAGUUCCUGCAGAACCUCCUGAAUCCUGGGAAGAAAAGUCCCCCAGAGGCCCCGCUCCCUCCCAAGCCUCCCAGGAAGCGCCACCCCAGCUUUGACCUCCAGGCUCUCCUGGCCCCCCGCAAAGGCACCGCCACCCCCAAGCCGGAGUCCCCUGUCGGCGGGGCGAGCCGCUCCUCGCCCAUGUCUUGGCUGGGGCGAAAGAACAUGGCGGACCCCGUCAUCGCCACCAGCAUGGCGGCGGCUAUUCCCGGGUGGGGCGUCGGAGUAGCAGGCGGAGGUGGUGUGCUGAUCCGAGGUGUAGAGGUCAGCAGCAAAGAAGUGGUGGAUCACACAGGGUCGCCGCGGCAACACGUCCUGCUCGGGAGGACGGAGAGGGACAUGGGGGCAGACAGGACCGGCUCAACUGCACAGAGUAAACUGUACCUGCUCUGGUGCAGGAUGCUGAGCUCAGAGCGGCAGUACGUCGCCGUCCUGAAGGGAGUUGAAGAGACGUACCUGCCCCUGCUGGUGCUCUCCGACACCCCGGCCUCCAUCAGGGGGAAGGGAGACACGCUCUUCCCCAACUGGGGCAGCCUCAGUACCUUUCACUCGCGGGACCUGCUCCCUGCCAUGGAGGGCGCUCUUGUGCAGAGUUUGUUGCAGCAGGACUGCUUCAGCAAAUAUCGGGAGGAAUUUCUCCAGUAUUCCCACUACAUCCGCUCUAAACCAGAAAUGGAUUCACCUGUGGUCACACAGGCAGCUGACUUCUUUAAGUCCAAACUCCCCCAGGCGUCCCCCCUCUCCCCUCUGUCUUUCCCUUACUGCCUGCAGGCUCCCAUUCAGAGGCUGGAGCAGUACUGCGAGGCCCUGGAGGAGCUGGGGGGUUUAAAUCUGGCCUCAGACUCCGCCCUCUCCGUCCUGAGACACGCCCAGCGACACGGCGAGGACCUCAGGGCCAGUGACCUCAUCGUUGGCUGUCCGAUCUCAGUGGCAGACCGUGGCGACCUGGUGAGGCAGGGUGAGCUCACCGUGUGCGGGGGACCUCGGAGGAAGCGAGCGGGUGUCAGGAAUGUCUUCCUCUACCAGCACGCCAUCAUCUUCACCAAGCAGAAGAGCCCGAAUCCGGGUCGCACCGCCUACAACUACAAGCACAGCAUUAAGAUGAGUGAAAUGGGUCUAACUCAGAAUGUCGGCGAUGAGGGAGUGAAGUUUGAAGUCUGGGUCCGACAGGCACCCAGGACCAGAGACUGUAUCACCCUUCAGGCCCAGAAUAGAGCAGGAAGGGAGGCCUGGGCUCAUGACAUAGCCCACCUGCUGUGGACGCACGCCAUAAACAAUACAGAGCUGUGUCUGAAGGAGUCGCUGUGCAUGGGAGUUUCCAGCAAGCUUCUGCUGGACGCUACAGGAACCCCGGGAUCAGAGCUGGACUCCAUCUGCAGUCUCAGCGACAGAGUCCACAGUAGCUGCUCAGACUCGUCCUCUGUGGGCAGCCAGAAGGAGGGGGGAUCCCCGGCGUCUGGGAGGGACCCCAGGUCAAGCUCCGGAUCAACAAGCUAUUCACAGAGUCAUUCUCCCUCUACAGCUGUGUGACUGUCAUCUGAACAAGAGAAGCAGGAACUGCACUCGGGACUCUUCGUGGCUUCCGUCAUCUCUGACUCGACUCGAAACUGGACUUCACCGACUUCCACCCGAAACUUCUCUCGCGCCCUUCAACCUCCUGCGAGAGUGCAGACGACGCCAGGGGGUGGAGGGAUCAGGCGCAGCUGCACCGCUUCGCAUCCAAACAGGAUCAAAAACUCGCCCGUCCCCCCUUCCUUGUUUUAAACCAUGACAAGCGCCGAUAGGGGGAGGGGGGGGAGAAAGGGUGGCUCUCCAGCGCUCCGCCAUUUUGGGUCUGCCAGUCUCAGCUGCUGGCAGAGUCAUCGACACCGACGGCACUUCAAGCUUGCACAGUGCGGCCAUUGUCUGCCCCGCAACUCCCCACUAGGCCAAACCACUUGGUCUGAACCACUGACUGGCCGACUGUACACAUCACAUGCUCCGGCAUCUGGUAAUAAACAGGAAGUAAUAUGCCGGGUGUAAAUGUGGCGUGGGAUUGCAGAUUUAGGAUGUAUUAUGUACUUUAUCACCCUCAUAACGCUGAAUGGAGACCGUACGCUUUUUUUUUGUCUUUUUAUCUGCCCUGUGUUUUAUUUGUAGGUGUGUGUGUGUGUGUGUGUGUCUCGGGUUAGGUGGGAUUGGAUCUAUGUAAAUGAGGUAACAAGCACACUCACCCAGACACACACAAUGCCCCCCCCCCCCGACACAUGCAGUCACUCUUAUUGUUAUCAGACAGUGGAGCACUGUUCACAUUCACAUGCUCUCCCCUCCUCUCUAGCUCCCUCUCAUACACACACACACACACACACAUACACAGUGCCCAGCUUAGAGCCUGGUACAGUGACUAAAUGAGGCGAGCUCACAUCUGAACACGUACAGAUGAUGAAGAAGAGGAGUGGUUUGCAGUUUCAAAACUGUUGGGAGUGUGUAAGCAAAUUAUAUGGCUUUUUAUGAACAGUACUAAGAAAUUAAAGUAAUAACGGUAUUUAGUCGUUCUUGAAGUGUAAGUAAUGGUGCUGUAAAGUUUUCAUCCCCCCUUACAGUGUUUGUUUUUUUGGGGGGGGGGUCAUCCUUCAAUAUUUCAGCUCAAACAAGUCAAGUUUACUUUUUAGAGGCAGUUCAGGCUGUUAAGACAUAAUAUAAUCGAUUCUAAAACAAGCAAAAAUAUUACAUUUUGUCAAAAGCCUUCAUCAAGCAAACACGCGCUGAUCAAUGUUUUUAGCCGUCAUUUAAAGGAACUCGGUGUUUCGGCAGUUUUGUGGUUUUCUGGAAGUUUGUUCCAAAAGGCGUUUGUCCCGUUACAUUAUGUGCCAACAGUAGCGCAUAAAUUUAAGCCUACGUUUCUAUCCGAGCGUCACACAUUUUUGAGAAAACUUUUUUAAAUGUUGCAAAUAAAGAAGAAAAUGCAAAUGAGUCGUGCGUCCGCCUACUGGCUUAGAACAAAUCGACCAGGCUACGUAAAGCUUAAUGUCGUCAGAUGUUCGCGUUACACACGACUACAAUGGUAAGGAAGCAGAGGUUGUUGGGUAGCAUGAACCACACAUCUCAGAAAACUGGAGAGAGGUUUUCAGGAAUGCGUAGCUAUUGAGUUGUAGCUGUUCUGUGAUGUCAACUAACACUGGCGAUGUUACCGCCUGUAAGGAGACAGAGAAAGAGAAGCGAUUCUAACAUGCACCGACAGCGGAAGCAGCGGAUUGGUCAAGUGAGGUGUAAGUUUGCUACAUCGUAACUUAUUAGGCAAAUGUGCUGCCAUCUGCCCAUUACUUUGACAGCCAAAAACCAACACAAGCAAGCGUAAUAACUUUUUUUUUUGUUUUUUUUUGGAAAAUCGAGAACACUACUGCAAAGUUUGCUGUUUCCUUUUCUACUUCUAAAGUAUGCAACGUGCGCUCAAGAAAACUUUGUCAGAAACACAAUUUAUGAAGCACACCUUCUAGUCCAGCUCUGGACGAUGCCAAAAAAAAAAGCUUCGGAAAAUAUAAUGUGACAAAAUCAAAACUAUUUUGCCUCCAAAGGUGCGGCGGCACAACCAGUUUUAAUACUUUCAAAUAGGGUGGCUGGGUUUUUUUCUUAAAUUGACACUUUCUUGUGUAAUUACAUGGGGUUAUCUUUAUUUCAAACAUGUUUGAUGAUCUGAAACAUUUAAGUAGAAAGCAAGAACAAAAGAUUACCUGUAAGGGCGGCAAAUACUUUUUCACAGCACUGUUAACCGUCAACGUCUUGGUGCCUGCGCUGAAGAAUCUCCUUCAGUGAACUGAAACUGAAUUUUUACUGCUUCGCCUUUUGUUGUAAGAUGCCAUAUUCUGUAUGCCAAAGGUAUGAAUGGCUGUCAGUGCAAUGUUUACUUGUGUUUUAAACAUUAUCAACUAGUUUUGUUUUUCACACACUGUCUGCGCUCUCCAUGAAAUGAAGGAAAGUGGAUCAUUACGUUUGCGUUUACGAGUUUUAUCCUUUAGGCUAGUAGACAUGAACCACAUCUGAUCAUUUUUAAGGAGCAAUAUGACAAAUUUAAUGACAGCAUUACGUUUGAAGAAGGAUGUGUAAAAUGUUCAGCUUUGUGUAUGAAUUUUGAUUUGGGUUUCUCCCCUCCAUGUCUUUCUUGUAGUUUGAAUGAAUUAUGUCCAUACAGCAAAUUUUGGAGGUCGAAGGAAGCAGUGAGUUUGUCUUCGCAUUGAGGCUGAAAACACUGAUAAACAAAAGAUAACCACGUUUCAGCGCUGCCGUCUCUACAUACUGGGGAUGACGAAAUACGCUAAAUGGCACCAAAAAAACUCAAAAGAGAAACUUGAGUUGCAUGAGUAAAAAAUGUGCUUUUUUACUUUUCCCUCAGUUCCUUGAAAGAAGGUUUUUGAACUCUUUUAACCUUUCCACAUUUUGUCAGCUGCAGAGUAUUUGCUGCUGUGAAGUGGAAAAUCCACAAGAUGUUCAAAGUUUGGGAUGAGCAAACCGACUUCUUUACAAAUGUGUCCCUCGCUUUUUUACAUCCGGAGGGAAUUGCUUGUACUGGAUUUUGUUUUUGAAGUAGCAAAGGGGCCAGAAUAGACAUUCGUGUCACACUGUUCACAUUUUUGUCGGUAAAAGAAUCUUAAGCCAAGUUUUCGUUUUCCCCUUUCAACUUCUCGACGUUUGCCGAUUCGUGCUAGUGUGACGCAUAAAAUCCCAAUAAAGUACACUGAGGUUUUGUGGUGCUAACGUGACAAAAUGUGGACAAGUUUAGGGGGUGUGAAAACAUUCAAAAGGGACUGGAUGCAAAGCUAACAACCAGCGUGAGAAAUGAAACACGGCUUUCUCUACCGCAGACCUUGAUUUUUAUAAACCGGGGUGACGUCAUCGUCUUGUCAAGGUCUGAAAUACAUGAAACGAACGCGGCUUCUAGGCCACCACCUAGCAAAGCGAAAGGACAUAAUGUGCUAAAAAAUCUCUAACGGUGCGUCGUACAGCAACAAGCCCGUCCUUCGCUGUCGGAAACGUGUGAAAGAUUUACAGUCCUGUCAUGUCUUUCAGUCAGAGCAGCUUCUCAGAGAAAGAUGAAAAACAUUCAAAUUACUCAAUUAAUUAGCAUUCAUUCCCCAGCACUACUACUCUUUCCUUGUUUGUUACGCAUAUAUAUAUAUAUAUUUUAUUUUUUUUGCAAUAUUAAUUUCCAGAAUUGCUCAGCAGAAUUUUGUUGUGAAGCUCCAGUGUCAUGUGUUUGUAGUCAAGAACUGACCUUGAAGAGCUUAAGACGGAUCUGAGACGUGGAGAUAAAGUUGUCCAACAGCACUCAGCACAAAGAGGUUAAGUGCUGCUGGACAAGCUGGUUGUUGGCGAAAAUGUAACUUCUGGGUCUCGUAUGUUCUGUCCAAAUUUAGCCUAAGCAAACAUUCUGAAUGUCAGGCUUUAUUAGCGUGUUUUAGAGACCUCAAUCCCCCCUUUCAGUCACAUUUAGACUUCAAAAUAUGACCUUAUUUGGACCUCGGUUCACCUUUCCGAUUUCAAGCACAUUUUUAGCACAUGCAACUGGUACGAAAAAACAAAGAAACGUAUCCCCAAGAUGUCAAACCAUUCCUUUAAGAGACCUCAAAACUAGCAUAGCGAGGGAUAAAAAUAACUUUCACUUCCUCCUCGAUUCUGCAACACUUGCUGUAAACCUAUUAAUAGCUGUUUGUUACACCGCUGAGUGCUAUUUACACACUCGGAUAUGGAAAUUACAGGGAAAGAAAGAUGCAUACAGCUUACCAAAAAUGUAGCUAUUUCAAACAGAUACAGUGUAAUUAAAAACAUAUUCAUUAAAAAAAAAAAAAGAGUCAUGUUUAAGGUACAGACCUACAGGAUGCUGGAGAGGCAGCCCACUGCCGCAGAUUGUGGCCGGUUUCACGUUUCAUAUCUGCAUCCAUAUUGAAAAGUUGCAAAUGGCUAUUGAGCCAUUUCUGGAUCAAUAUGCAAUUUGUUGGCUUGAAGAAGUCGGCACACGUCGCAGCCUUCAGCUGUUUGGUACAUUGCAUUGCAUUGGAAGCGACGUAAUAAACACCAUCAUUCAUUUAUACUGCAGCAUACAUUGUCUCACUUUUAUGAACAGUGUCAUUGUAAAGAAACUCUUUUUUUUUUUCCCUCCUCGCUUUUGGUGUAUGACGAACUCUGCCGGAUGUUUACAUUUUAUUUUUUUGUGAAACAAAGUGGAACGUUAGAAAUGCAUGUUACGGUUGUUCUGCUUUUGUUUUUUGUACGUUUCUGUUCUGAAUUAAAACUGGACUUUAAAUUUAAA
Xiphophorus couchianus (Monterrey platyfish) is the source of this 10285-nucleotide messenger RNA. It is a transcript of the gene arhgef40, whose product is annotated as Rho guanine nucleotide exchange factor (GEF) 40. NCBI's taxonomy places the organism in Eukaryota, Metazoa, Chordata, Actinopteri, Cyprinodontiformes, Poeciliidae. The record is from RefSeq and is a predicted model, not a curated record. The transcript has 27 exons. Gene Ontology annotation, molecular function: guanyl-nucleotide exchange factor activity. The coding region runs from base 331 to 5532 and encodes 1733 amino acids.